CAAAGAUCGAGAAAAGGAUUGUGGAAUGCACCUUCAACUGUGUUGCAACAAAUAGGGAUAAGGUUGUCCUUCGGGGAACAGCCAGACUAAUGGUCCCAAGGGAGGCGUUGGUGUGAGUGACAGAAUGACAAUAGCAAGACUGAUCAAACACUGAAAGCAAACUCAGCCGUAAGAUGCAAAAAGGAGAAGUCUUGGAACGAUUCAGGGAUGAUACUCAAACAAACAUUGUAAGGAAAAUUCAGUCCCUUCAUGACUUAGAUGAUGAUGAUGACAAAGCAGUGUAUGAUGUGACUCUUAAGGCAGGGGAUUACUCAGUGCAAGCUCACAGGGCCAACCUGGCAGCCAAAAGCGACUAUUUCCAUGCCAUGUUCUCGGGGCGUUGGUCGGAAAAAGAGAACACUGAAAUAACUCUUCAUGAAAUUACACCCGUUGGACUGAAAGCUAUUUUCGAGUUUGUGUACCUUGGAAGAAUUACCAUGGACACAGAAAACGUUGUUGAUAUUGUCUCUGCUAUUCAUCAUUGUCAGUUUGAGGCUGCCUAUAAGAUGUGUGAGGACUUUAUUGCUAAGAAAAUUGAUGAAUCAAAUUUCUAUGAUCUCUUACGUCUUUCUGAAAUGUACGAUCUAAAUAUUCUAUUGGCAAAAUUGGCAGAGUUUGCUACAAAAUUGUUCAUGCCGAGAUUCCCUAUGGUUGACCACUGUGCUUUUUUUAAGCAGUUAGAUUUGUUUAGUUCAAGUUUCUUACGACUAGUUCUGAAGACUUGGGACUUUUCAGAUGCUGGUUUUGGCAAGAUUGGUGUCUAUGACCUCAUUGCGACUUGGGUUUGCCAAGACUUGUCUAAACGUGAACAUUUGCUGAGAGACUUGUUGUCAGCUGUGGCAGAUGGAGUUUAUGUAAAUGAAGCCUUGCGGUAUGCUAAGUUAAAGCCAGCUGAUAGAUUACAGGAAGCCAAAGUUGAGGGGCCAAGGCUAGUUUCAGUUGUCUCGAAAGAUAUAUGCGAACAGAUGCCUCUCUUUAAAGACGAUUUCGUAUGUUAUGAUUUUGACACAAAUUUGAUAAAGGAGAUGGCACCAUUUCCUGCUAUGGUAGGGACAAACCUGUGGGAAUCCGGUAUUGUAGUCAUGAAUAACAUAUUAUAUGUGGUUGGGGUGCGUAAUCUAGUAACAUAUGCAGUUGAUAGUUGUUACAGAUAUGACCCUUGCCUGGACAAAUGGUCUCCAAUUGAGCCGUUGCAGACCUCGCGCACUCAAUGCCCUGUUGUCGCCCUGAAUGGUAAAUUGAUUGUCCUGGGUGGGAGUGCUGUUAAUCGAAUGAUUUUGGAUACAGUUGAAGUAUAUGAUCCUAUAACUGAUACAUGGUCAUAUGGUGUACCAAUGCCUGGCCUAUUAAAACAUCAUGCUGCUACAACGCAUCAAGGAAGUGUGUACGUUACAGGUGGUGAAAAGGAGGCCAAAUCACGUUUAAGACAAGUACUGUGUUAUGCCUCUGAAAAACUUUCUUGGUCACAAAAGGAGGACAUGAUUAUGGCGAGAAGUGGUCAUGUGGCUGUUACUCACAAAGAUCGUAUGUACCAGAUUGAUGGCUUGAGUCCGUUGCAGCCAUUUUCAGCUAAUGCUCCAUUGAUAGAGUACUACGAUUUCGACACAGACUCGGCCACACAUGUCACGUGGACUGGUAUAGACUUGACAUCAGAUCUAAACGACCUCAAUGUGGAUGGAGGUCUAAGCACGGGAGGCUUCAUGCACUUUUGCGUUAGCAGAGAUUACAAUGACGGUGAUGAUGAGUGUGGUAAGAUAAAGGUUUUUAGAUUUGAUUCAAAUUAUAAACAGAUGGUUGAAGUCUUUCAAAAGGAGAGAGGCAAAGAUGAUUACAAGUGCUGGGUGUCGCUGUCUUUUCCAAAGUUUGUUUUGGAACACCUGCCUGCCAGUGCAGAGAAACCGGAAACCAAAAGCGACUAAUGAGGACUUCCAUUGCAUUCUAAUAUGCCACAAUAGGAACGCACCAUGUCUAAGAUCCUGCAAUACCAGAGUAAAGUCGAGUUGGCUUGCAUUUACAUAACAUACCCUUGUCUGUGUUCUCAAUAGUUCCCAAUUCCAUACAAGGAGAAGUCAUCAAACCAAUGCUUUCAUGCCAGACAAGGACUGGUCCUGUCUUAAAUCAACCAGGUCGGACGUAGGUCAGGAUGGCUCCAUUCUUUAUCAGCCACAGGGAAUAGGCAUGGCGUUUUCCUGAUGCAUAUAUCAUG
Molecule: messenger RNA, 2245 nt
Organism: Lineus longissimus
Lineage: Eukaryota; Metazoa; Nemertea; Pilidiophora; Heteronemertea; Lineidae
Product: hydroxyacyl-thioester dehydratase type 2, mitochondrial-like
Exons: 3
Coding region: 174-1958 (594 amino acids)
Biological process (GO): fatty acid biosynthetic process
Cellular component (GO): mitochondrion
Molecular function (GO): protein binding; (3R)-hydroxyacyl-[acyl-carrier-protein] dehydratase activity
Source: RefSeq, a predicted model, not a curated record